Dalotia coriaria is the source of this 2579-nucleotide messenger RNA. RefSeq names its product putative fatty acyl-CoA reductase CG5065. The transcript has 8 exons. Gene Ontology annotation, cellular component: peroxisome. Gene Ontology annotation, biological process: long-chain fatty-acyl-CoA metabolic process. Gene Ontology annotation, molecular function: alcohol-forming very long-chain fatty acyl-CoA reductase (NADP+) activity. The coding region runs from base 249 to 1805 and encodes 518 amino acids. The record is from RefSeq and is a predicted model, not a curated record. Lineage: Eukaryota; Metazoa; Arthropoda; Insecta; Coleoptera; Staphylinidae.
AUAAACAGUAUAAUAGCGGCAAACGUCCGCCGCCGGCUUCGUCAGUGUCAAGUUCAAUUCGUUGGUACCUCUCUCCAGACUUCGAGUUUAUUUACGAAUGUAUACCACUUAUUCGGCCGCUCACGACGCAUUUUGCUUUCCAUUUCGAUUGGCUACGCACCUAAAACGAAAAUAAAAAUUGAAAGUAACAAUCAACAACAUUCGUGUGUGUGUGUGUGUUGAUAGUGUGGUAUUAAUAGUGCAAACAAAUGGCAUCCCUGGCGCCAAAAGGACCUCAAGAGGAAGUAGUGGAACCGGAAUGGCAACAUUUACCUGAUCGUGUCGCGAAGGCCUUUGAAGGGAAAACGGUUUUUAUCACUGGAGGAACAGGCCUUGUUGGAAAAGUCCUAGUGGAUAAAAUACUACGAUGUUGUCGAGGUGUAAAGAAGAUGUUUUUGCUCGUUAGGGCCAAAAAGGGCAAAUCAGGAAUGGAGCGAAUUGACUCACUGUUUGAAUCUCCACUUUUUGACCUCUUGAAGAGUGAUAAAUCGAACGAUUUCCGAGCUAAAGUAUUUCCGAUCUCCGGUGAUGUCUCUCUAAAAGAUUUGGGUAUCUCUCAUGAGGAUCGUAAACUUCUUGCAGAAGAAGUUAAUAUUGUUUAUCAUAGUGCUGCCAGCGUACGCUUCGAUGAUCCAUUCAAGAAAAUUGUUAUUAUGAACGUUCGAGGAUGCAAAUACAUGCUUGAACUUGCCAACGAAAUUAAAAAUCUACAAUUGUAUUUUCACGUGUCAACAGCAUAUGCGCACACACGAGAAAAAGUCCUUGAAGAAAAAAUGUAUGAUCCUCCAGCAAACCCUCAUGAUGUUUUGAAAUUGAUUGAGUUGCUUAGUGAGGAAGUUCUUGAUACGAUUGCUCCAAAAUUAAUGGAAGGCUAUCCAAAUAGUUACGGCUUUACGAAAGGUUUGGGUGAAGCACUAGUUAACGAAGAAAUCCGAAAAGGAAAACUACCAGUAGUUAUUAUACGGCCAUCUGUUGUAAUUCCAUUGUACCGUUAUCCUUUGCCUGGUUGGUCUGACAACAUGAAUGGCCCUGCAGGGUUACUCAUUGCCGCUGGCAAGGGAGUACUUCGCACGAUGUAUAUGCCAAAAACAACUUACGCCGAUUUCGCACCUGUUGAUCUCGUGGGAAACGCUCUUUGCGUAAUUACCUACGCCUACUUAUCAUAUCCAGAAAACCGUAAAACCUGGAGCGUAAUAAACAUUACCACAUCGUCAGUCGUAAAAUUCACAUGGAAGGAAAUCAUAGAACUGGGUCGCCAUCUUGUGGUAACAAAAGUACCGUUUAACUGGGUACCCUGGUAUCCAGGAGGAGGCGUCACCACCUGCUACUACCACCAUACAAUUAAUUUUUAUUUAAAACAAAUCUUGCCUGCCAUCAUAGGUGACGCCAUUUUAUCAUGUCUACGCAUUGAACCAGUUUUGAUGAAAAUCCAACGACGAAUCAGUAAAGGCUACGAGGUUUUCCAUUACUACACAUCUAAUCAAUGGAAUUUUGUUAAUAAAAAUUUAUUGGCAAUGCGCGAUGAUGUGUUAAACGAGCGCGAAGCUGCUGUUUAUAUGCUGGACGAUGAAAAUCUAGAUAUCGAGAAGUAUUUCUUGAAUUGUAUGAUUGGCGCUAGGCGGUAUUUAAUGCACGAACCGGAUGAAACCCUACCAACUGCAAUGCGUCACAUGAAAGUAAUGUACGCAGUGGAUAAAUUAUUUCAAAUUUUGUUAUAUUAUUUAGCAUUUUGUUUUCUGUACAAGAUCUACCAGUCUAUUUUUUAAGGUUACGUUUAAUGUUAUGUGAUUGUACAUACUAAGAAAGACAUUUGGUUAUACGCUCUAUUAGAUCUGUUUAAUUUUAUUGAAUUAUUUAUGAAUCGAAGUUUGGUGUCAAAUUACUCAGACGUAAAGUUACAACUUUUUUGAGUUUGUAUGUAGAGGUACAGGUCCAUUGUGGUCUGAAAAACGCAUUCUAACCUAAAUCGAGGGAAACGAUGACGCUACAUUAAAUCAUUCAGGUUAUGUUUUUAUUCAAGAUUUGAACCGACCAGUCAAUGCACCACAUUUAUCUUCGGAGACUAUUCGGCAAGAAGCACCAGCAAAUAUUUGGCCAAUUAGGAACCUAUUUGUUAAUAAGUUCAGUAAAAGUCAAAAGUAAUAAUUUAGACAGGAGUAGCGAAUAUGAUGCAUAGAUAAUAUAACUAUAUAUCUAAUUUUUAAGUACGCCGUCUAGAUUUUUACUUGCCAAUUUUUGUAUACGUAUCGAUGACAAAUAAGAGUGUUGGGAAAUUUGUAGUUUUAGAUUUUAAAAAUGAACAUUAUUUAGUGUGUAACAAACUUUCAGGGUUUUGGAUGUUAAGAAUUUGGAAAACCAAUAAUUUUGUACUUGCUUACCUACUUUUAUCGAAUACCGACUACGAGUACAGGAGGAAUGAAAGUUCUUCUGAACUUGAAUUACAUGAAUCAUUUAUUUACUUGAACUUAUGUGUAGAUUGUAAAGAUGAUGAGCAGUUGAUGAUUUUGUAGUGCAAAUUAUAAUAUACAGUAGAAUCCGUU